Aspergillus ruber CBS 135680 is the source of this 948-nucleotide messenger RNA. Its product is annotated as 3'-5'-exodeoxyribonuclease. Gene Ontology annotation, cellular component: cytosol. Bases 1 to 948 code for a protein of 315 amino acids. The record is from RefSeq and is a predicted model, not a curated record. Lineage: Eukaryota; Fungi; Ascomycota; Eurotiomycetes; Eurotiales; Aspergillaceae. Gene Ontology annotation, molecular function: 3'-5'-DNA exonuclease activity. The transcript is spliced from 5 exons.
AUGAGUCACUCCAGUAAGCUUUUAAGAUAUGUGGAUAUUGGAAUCAACCUCAGUGACCCCGUUUUCCGGGGAGAAUAUCAUGGGAGACAAGUUCACGAUAGUGAUAUGGAUGACAUUAUCCAGCGUGCGCGCGAUGUAGGAUGCGAGAAAUUUAUGGUCACCGGCUCUGAUCUGGAAGAGUCUCGUCGUGUCAUGGAAUUAUCUCGCAACUAUUCUGGCUUCUGCUAUGGAACUGUCGGUGUGCAUCCUUGCCAGGCAAAGGCCUUUGAUGAAUACCCCGGUGGCCCUUCGAGGAUGCUUGAGGAGCUCAAGGCCCUGGCUCUGGAGUCGAAGCAAUGCGGACACGCUGUAGCCUUUGGCGAGAUUGGCUUGGACUACGAUCGACUAUUCCUUAGUGCCAAAGAACCACAGCUCAAGUAUUUUGAAGCUCAACUAGACCUUGCAGUCGACAUUCAGCUUCCGCUUUUCCUGCACUCCCGUGCUGCCAGUGAAGACUUUGAGCAGCUGAUCGCUCCAAGGUUGGCGAAGCUCCCGAAAAGAGGAUUGGUACACAGCUUCACCGGAACCUUGGAAGAAAUGCAACGAAUGGUGGACUUGGGUCUCGAUAUUGGUGUCAACGGCUGUAGUCUGAAGACGGAGGAGAACCUUGAAGUGGCGAAGGCCAUUCCUUUGGAUAGAAUUCAGAUCGAAACGGAUGGUCCCUGGUGCGAAAUCCGUCCGUCCCAUGCGUCAUCCAAGCACUUGGCGGGUGCACCACCGUUGCCCAAGGCGGUUAAGAAGGAGAAAUGGCAAAAGGGAUUGAUGGUCAAAGGCCGAAACGAACCAGUCUCUAUCGUUCAAGUCGCACAUGUCAUCGCUAGUGUCAAGGAGAUAUCUGUGGAGGAAGUUUGUGAAGCCGCUUGGAGGAACUCGAUAAAGAUGUUUGGGCUUGGAGAAGAAGCUUCAUAA